AUUUCCCGACGCCUACACCAAAGCGCAGUAGAAACCCGAGAUCCCCGCCCGGAACGUAGACUUCCAAAUAGUUCAGAAACAGCAGCGCGUGUGAUCCCAACCAUCAAUGGCGUCGUGCAAGACUCUGCUAUCAGCAACAGCAGCUCUAGUAUUAGCGACGUCCCUCUUCUGGACAUUGGCAUCGUCAUCGGCGUCGCCUAAUUCGGCCGACUCCCUCGCCUUCAUCAAGAAGACCAUCUCUUCCAACAAGAUCGCCAUCUUCUCCAAGUCCUACUGCCCGUAUUGCAGAAGGGCGAAAGCAGUUUUCAAAGAGUUGAACCAAGUACCGUAUGUGGUUGAGCUUGACGAGAGAAUUGAUGGUCGGGACAUACAAGAUGCUUUAAGUGAGCUUGUUGGGAGGCGUACUGUACCGCAGGUGUUCGUGAAGGGGACGUACAUUGGGGGCUCAGAUGAUACGGUUGAAGCAUACGAAAGUGGAGAACUGGCUAAGCUUCUCGGCAUUGAGGUCAAGAAGAGUAGGGAUGAUCUUUAAAUUGAAUCGUCAAUGAUUAAAAACUGGUAGCCAAUUUCCGAGAAAAAUUGAAUGUAAUGCUUUAUAAGUAACUCCUUCCUUCAAAUGUGCGCGCGCGCACAUAGCAUUCACUUUUGCAUAAUCUUGUACUUUAUUUGGAUGAUUGUAUUUUAGUAAUUUAAAGGAGAUUGCUUUAUUUUUCA
Pyrus x bretschneideri (Chinese white pear) is the source of this 714-nucleotide messenger RNA. Its product is annotated as glutaredoxin-C4. NCBI's taxonomy places the organism in Eukaryota, Viridiplantae, Streptophyta, Magnoliopsida, Rosales, Rosaceae. The transcript has 4 exons. The record is from RefSeq and is a predicted model, not a curated record. Bases 107 to 532 code for a protein of 141 amino acids. Gene Ontology annotation, cellular component: cytoplasm. Gene Ontology annotation, biological process: cellular response to oxidative stress. Gene Ontology annotation, molecular function: glutathione disulfide oxidoreductase activity.